GCCCUCGUAGAGUUCAAGCGGCAACUUAACUUGUGUGUUGUGAUUGAUGGGAUGAGAUUUUAUCCGUGCGUACAAGCCACACACUGCUGGAAAAAUGGUGUACCUAAAAUCUUUCUGCGUUUUAUGCCUGUUUUUCUUUACUGCAUCUACAGCAAGUGAGGAUCCUCCGGUGGUUACCACGAGCCAGGGUCGCAUCGUCGGCACGAGGCUCGAGUUCAGCCCCAUCGACCCUGCGCUUCGCCGGAGCGUGGACGCCUACCUCGGCAUACCGUACGCUGAGGCUCCCGUCGGCCCGCUGCGCUUCAAACCUCCCGUCGCUAAGUCGUGGAGCGGGGAGCUUCAGGCCACCAAGCUGGGCAACCGCUGCCCUCAGCCCCCCUUUCCAAUGGGAAAUGUGACACUGACUGGGCCUUUCGACGAAGAUUGUCUGUGUGUCGAUGUGUUCGUGCCUCAACCCGUUCCUCCAGAUGCAGCCGUUCUUGUCUACAUUCAUGGUGGUGCCUUCAUCGUAGGAGCUGGUGUCAUGACGGAUAUGUACCCACUUGCCAUUGCUGCUGUUGGUGAUGUGAUUGUCGUAACACUGAACUAUCGACUGGGGGCUCUCGGCUUUCUUUCAACAAACGAUGACGUCAUCCGGGGUAACAUGGGUCUUUUGGACCAGCGUCUAGCCAUGGAGUGGGUAAGAGACAACAUCAAAGCUUUUGGCGGAGAUCCAGCACGAGUGGCCAUCUUUGGCGAGAGUGCUGGGGGAGGCUGCGUAGGCCUACACAUGGUGUCACCGGGCAGUGGAGGUCUCUACCGAGGUGCCAUCUUAGAGAGUGGCGAUGGAGCUGCCCCUUGGGCAACUAUUCCAGGAAAUAAGGCCCCUAGUCGAGCCUUCGCUUUUGGAAAGCUAGUUGGCUGCGAACGCCAAACGUCGGAAGAGUUGCUGGAGUGUCUGCAGCAGUUGGAGGGAUUUGACACGAUCAUCGAAAACCAAUAUGAUAAGUUACUUGCAGAAUUGGGAGGGGAGAUGUUGGCCUUUGUGCCUGUUGUUGAUGGCAAGGUCAUCCCUGCUGACCCCAAUGACCUCUACGAGCAGGGUGCCGUCAACGACGCAGCUUCCAUCAUCGGAUCUGUUGCAGAUGAGGGUAUGCUUAUGGUCAGACUUUUCUUCCCCAACAACACCGAUGAAGCCCCGUUCGUCGACAGCGACACCUAUGACACGUAUGCCAAACUUUACCUGGCUGGGGCGGUAAGCCACGAGCCGAUUGUCGCAGAUGCAGCCAAAAUGAUGUACUCUGAUGCUACCUGUACAGCUCCAGAUGCGCCGGACUGCGACUAUCUCCAGAGCCUCUCGCAGGUCGUCGGCGACGUCAUGUUCGUCUGUUCUGCGGUGAAAACGGCAAAGGCCUUCACCAAGGCGGGCCGUAAGGUCUACCACUUCUUCAUGAAUCACAUCGCUACCACAACCUUAUUGGGCAAUAAGUGGACCAAGUCUAUGCACGGCGACGAUCUCAUUUUCGUCUUUGGUCUGCCUCUCGUCGCUUCUGCAAACUGGUCAUACACCGAGGAUGAAGCUUGGAUGUCGAUUCAGACCAUCAAGUACUGGGUGAAUUUGGCUAAAACUGGCAAUCCAAACUUGGCCUCCGUGGAUGGUGAGCAGGGGGAGGAGGAUAAGCUGCCGGAAUGGCCGUUGUUUACCCUCGAGGAACUCGCCUACAAAGACCUGUCGCCCUCCAUGGGAAAUGGGCGUGGCAUCAAGGCGAAAGAGUGCCACAUGUGGAACGAGUUCAUACCAAAGCUCAUUCAGACUGCCGAGGAAGCCAAAAAGUGCCAAGAGGCCAAAGAAGUGAAAGAAAAAAACGAUGACAUUGUUGCUGACGGCACGUGCACGAAGGAAACCUGCCCCGAGGAAUAGAGAAAGGAUUAAUCGGCCCAGCUAGGGGUACGAAGCAAAACGAUGUCCAAAGCAAGCUUUAGUACACGUGCAUUGCUAGUUUCCAUGCUCUCAGGAGUAUUGUAACCAUAACUCAUAGCUAAUAUUUGAUCAUGCAAGUCACGUAGUGAAAUUGACCUUAAUUGAAAUUUACCGAUCCGUAGUCUCAGGCAUUGAGCUUUUCAGACGACACUGUGUUGAGGAUGUCAACUGAUUAUUUGCGGAGCUGUCGACUGGAUUGUGCAUUUUUCAGUCGGCAGAUUAGUUAUGAGACCCUAGUGGAAUUAAAAGUGUAAUUUCUAUCAAAUCACACACGUGUAAGAGAUGUAAGAAGUGCAACGACCUAUAUUUGACAAUGUGAUAUACCAAAAAAAAUUUCAUUCACGGGUUAUGCCAACCGAAGCCAAAGUUACGGCCUGUACCAGGGACCAGAGGUUAUAAGUUCAACUCGAAGUUCGCUGGUCCAAUCUGCUCGCAUAUGGUAAGAUAUUCUAGGAAGGCAGCUGCGCCGAUCCAACCUUUUACAAAAGUGGGCCGUACGUGUGUUUCUGUAGUGAAAGCUCCCGUCUUUAAAAUUAUCGAAAACCAGUGGACGGCAGAGAAAGAAAUAGUAAAAAAAAAAGAAAAAAAGGAAGGUAUCCUCAAACACCCUAAGUGGGAGCCCCCUCCUAAAUCAAAUUAUUUGCUUGGAAAUACUUGUGGUAAUCAUAACCGACGCUCUUAUCCACCGGUGAUGGCUUUGUCAGUUUGCUUCUGCUAAGUGCUUUUCCCGCUUUGGAAAGAGAUUUACCCCCUUUCUGGCGAUGCCCUUUGCCCCCAGAGUGUCGAAAUUGGAAAGUGUGUACAAGGUCUUCCUGUCUUACACAGGAAAUUGUUAUUUUUUUUUAAAUAAUGAAUCAUGCCCAGUUAAUUUUUCUGUCCAAAGCUAUCAGCUGAGCUACAUAUCGUCGUCCACUUUCUGAACUGGUUGCUUUGGAAUAGGAUAUGUUUGAAGAAGUGAAAAAAAUUGUGGAGUUAUGGAAUUGCUAUAUAUUUGUACGUGUAGAGACUUCUAAUAAAACAUGAUAUUAAUUUGUUUA
Messenger RNA from Acanthaster planci (crown-of-thorns starfish), 2997 nucleotides. Its product is annotated as acetylcholinesterase-like. The record is from RefSeq and is a predicted model, not a curated record. Gene Ontology annotation, biological process: choline metabolic process; acetylcholine catabolic process. Lineage: Eukaryota; Metazoa; Echinodermata; Asteroidea; Valvatida; Acanthasteridae. Gene Ontology annotation, molecular function: acetylcholinesterase activity. Gene Ontology annotation, cellular component: plasma membrane.